CUCAGAAUGAAGUGAACUAGUUGCAAACAAGCAUUCAAUCGUUCCUUCGCCAAAUGCUGCGUUUCGGUCUAUCUCUCUGAGUCUAAGCUUUGAAGGAUGAAAAAGACAACUUGAGAGGGACGAGCAUCUCACUUCAUGGUCAUGGUACAAAUGAAGGGCUCCAUGCUUUCUAGUAUGACUCCUGUCACUGCUCCUACACUACAAUUCAAGUCUUCUGGUCUCUUUGGAACCCAUUCAAAUUCUAUUAGUUUCCUUUCCAUGCCCAUUACAAAUUCUUUUACCAAAGCAAUGGUGAUUGAAGCAAGGGCAAAUGCUAAGAAGGACAGUGCAAAAAUCCGAAACAGAAAAUUGCAAAGAAAGUUCAAUGGCUCCCCUACAAAACCAAGACUUUCAGUAUUUUGUUCAGCCAAGCAAUUGUAUGCUAUGCUAGUCGAUGACCAGAACAAAAGGUGUUUAUUUUAUGGAAGCACUCUGCAGAAAUCUAUUCAUGGGAAUAACCCUUGUAGCGCCAUUGAAGCUGCUGAACGUGUUGGGGAGGAGCUUGUGAAGGCUUGUAUCGAUCACCAAAUUAAUGAAAUAUCAUCUUAUGAUCGCAAUGGUUUUGCCCGUGGAGAAAGGAUGCAAGCCUUUGAGAUUGCAAUUUCUCGUCAUGGGUUCUUGCCUAGGUAGAUAGGUAGAUAGAUAGAUAGAUUCUUGUCUAGAUAGAUAGAUAGAUACGCAGAUAAAUAGAUAGACAAAUAGGUAGAUUUAUGUCUAAUUUUAUCAUACACUACUUGGGAUUCAAGAGUAAUUUAGAAGGUGGGUUUGCAUGGGUUAUUUUUUUAUUUAUAUUC
Molecule: messenger RNA, 833 nt
Organism: Vitis riparia (riverbank grape)
Lineage: Eukaryota; Viridiplantae; Streptophyta; Magnoliopsida; Vitales; Vitaceae
Product: 50S ribosomal protein L18
Exons: 6
Coding region: 136-669 (177 amino acids)
Biological process (GO): translation
Cellular component (GO): ribosome
Molecular function (GO): 5S rRNA binding; structural constituent of ribosome
Source: RefSeq, a predicted model, not a curated record